AUGUCUAAACUCAAAUUUGCAAGUCUUCCCCUUCUCCUUAUCGUCUGCCUGGAGCUCGUCGCAAGCACCACCUACUGGGCAGAUAUAUGCGCACACCAAGAGGAUGGCGUGCGACUACCCUCACCGAUGGAUUGUGCCAUGUAUGUGAUUUGCGAGGACUAUGAGGUGGUCGCAUUGAAUCGCUGUCCCCGUGGUCUUCACUUUAAUCCCAAGGUGGGCGAAUGCGACUUCCAAUGGCGCGCCGAUUGCUCGGGUCUGGCACUGUUUGCAUCGAGCACUGACGGUGCCUGCUCCUGCGACUGUUGUGUCGAUGAGUGUAGUGACGAAGAAACUGAUACUACGAUUGAAUGUGAUACCAAUAGUACGCCUUCGCCUUCGAGCACCGAAGUUGAUUUCACGGAUGCAGAGGAUUCAACAAUUUCUACGACUGUAAAUCCUGUCACCACAACUGCCAGCACCACAACGGCGAGCACCACAACUGCGAGCACCACUCAGAAACCCAGUGGCUCCACAACUACUGCAGGCACCAGCGGCUCUUCGACGACGACUACUACACUCAAUCCUGGUGCUUCCAGUUCAAUUCCAACUCCCAAUCCAACUUCCGCUCUACCCGCCUACUGCGACAAUUCGAACACGGACUGUGUAGACCAGGCGAAUGGCGCGAUCCUUCCGGUUCCCAAUAAUUGUGGCAAAUAUAUAACAUGCAACGGCGGCUGUGCCAUAAUUCAGCAAUGUCCCAGUGGGUUGUAUUAUGACUUUAUCAAAAGUUUGUGCAACUAUCCGUGGGAUGUUGACUGCUCACAGACAUUGGAUGAUGAUGAGGACCUGCCAGUGGGUCCAUCGGGAACCACUUGCACCGAUCAGGGCGUAUGCGCCGGUCAACGCGAUGGCACAUUGUUUGCCAAUCCCGAUACAAAUGGAUUCUUUGUUUGCCAGUGCCAAUGUCCCAUUGCAAUGGGAUGCGACGCUGGCACAAAAUUCAAUGAGACGGCCAAAGUCUGCGACUGGGAUAGAUCCUCAAAUACGGAAACUGGAGGUAGUAGUGCCGUCCUAUGUCCCGACGGAUUGGUCUAUAAUGCUACGUCUGAUGAGUGUGAUUAUCCCGAGGGCUAUGUACCGAACGUCAUUUGCAACAACACCUUAACAAUUUGCGAGGGUCAGCCCGAGGGCACUCUUUAUCCCAUGGACGGCGUCUGCAAUAAGUUCUACAAGUGCAAUUAUAAUUGCGCAGUGGAACAAAUUUGCCCAAAUAAUUUGGUUUACGAUCCCAGAUAUCUGUUGUGCAACUACCCUCAAAACUAUGAGUGCGAAUGGGAGCGCAUACCACCGACGGGUCCCGAUGCAGGUCCGUCGGGCAUCGCGUGCGAAACCAAUGGACGUUGUCUCAACCAAAGAGAAGGCGCCUUAUUUCCAUCUCUGACCAGCUGCAGCAAAUACGUGGUUUGCCAGUGCGAGUGCGAGGUCGAAAUGGAGUGUAGUGGAGGCCUGUACUGGGACCAGGAACUCUCGACUUGCAACUAUGCGAAAAAUGUGACGUUAUGCAUUCUAUACUUUGCGAUCGCUCUAUGCGCUUACUCAGUGAAUGCUGAUGAUUGCGAUACAACUGCGACGCCUACAACCGCAAUCCCGUGCACCACCAGCACUGUGACUGUACCACCCACUGCACCACCCACUGCAUCACCCACUGCAGCUCCCACAACGCCGUGCACCUCCAGUCCUGUGACUGUACCAACCACUGCAGCACCCACUGCAGCACCCACUGCAGCUCCCACAACGCCGUGCACCUCCAGUCCUGUGACUGUACCAACCACUGCAGCACCCACUGCAUCACCCACUGCAGCUCCCACAACGCCGUGCACCUCCAGUCCUGUGACUGUACCAACCACUGCAGCACCCACUGCAGCACCCACUGCAGCUCCCACAACGCCGUGCACCUCCAGUCCUGUGACUGUACCAACCACUGCAGCACCCACUGCAUCACCCACUGCAGCUCCCACAACGCCGUGCACCACCAGCACUGUGACUGUACCAACCACUGCAGCACCCACUGCAGCACCCACUGCAGCUCCCACAACGCCGUGCACCACCAGCACUGUGACUGUACCAACCACUGCACCACCCACUGCAGCACCCACUGCAGCUCCCACAACGCCGUGCACCACCAGCACUGUGACUGUACCAACCACUGCAGCACCCACUGCAGCACCCACUGCAGCUCCCACAACGCCGUGCACCACCAGCACUGUGACUGUACCAACCACUGCACCACCCACUGCAGCACCCACUGCAGCUCCCACAACGCCGUGCACCACCAGCACUGUGACUGUACCAACCACUGCAGCACCCACUGCAGCACCCACUGCAGCUCCCACAACGCCGUGCACCACCAGCACUGUGACUGUACCAACCACUGCAGCACCCACUGCAGCACCCACUGCAGCUCCCACAACGCCGUGCACCACCAGCACUGUGACUGUACCAACCACUGCACCACCCACUGCAGCACCCACUGCAGCUCCCACAACGCCGUGCACCACCAGCACUGUGACUGUACCAACCACUGCAGCACCCACUGCAGCACCCACUGCAGCUCCCACAACGCCGUGCACCACCAGCACUGUGACUGUACCAACCACUGCAGCACCCACUGCAGCACCCACUGCAGCUCCCACAACGCCGUGCACCUCCAGUCCUGUCACUGUACCACCGCCAUGCUCAGGAUCAUGUACAGAAGGAGAAACCAUUGAUGAUUCUUCAAGUUGUGAAUUAUAUCUGCAGUGCGUAGGUGGUUCCUACCAAUCUAAAUCUUGCAGUGCCGGACAAUACUGGAGCACCGCUUCCAAAUCUUGUGAGGUGAAUAACGGACAGUGUGGAUCAUCACCUAGCCCAUCACCUAGCCCAUCACCUAGCCCAUCACCUAGCCCAUCACCUAGCCCAUCACCUGGACCAGCGACGGGACCAUCUGGUACUUACUGCGAAAGCAGUGGACGUUGCGUUGGUCAGAGUGACGGCACAUUAUUUGCCAAUUCAAAUGUCUGCAGUGGUGCCUAUAUUGUAUGCCAGUGCGAGUGUGAAGUGCCGUUCCAGUGCCCUUCCAAUUUGGUAUUCAACCAGAAUAAUCUAAGUUGUGACUGGCCCGAAAACUCCAACUGCUAG
Messenger RNA from Scaptodrosophila lebanonensis, 3156 nucleotides. RefSeq names its product mucin-5AC. Gene Ontology annotation, molecular function: chitin binding. NCBI's taxonomy places the organism in Eukaryota, Metazoa, Arthropoda, Insecta, Diptera, Drosophilidae. The record is from RefSeq and is a predicted model, not a curated record. Gene Ontology annotation, cellular component: extracellular region. The coding region runs from base 1 to 3156 and encodes 1051 amino acids. The transcript is spliced from 3 exons.